Lachancea thermotolerans CBS 6340 is the source of this 666-nucleotide messenger RNA. Its product is annotated as KLTH0B04026p. Gene Ontology annotation, molecular function: DNA-binding transcription factor activity, RNA polymerase II-specific; RNA polymerase II cis-regulatory region sequence-specific DNA binding; protein dimerization activity. The record is from RefSeq and is a predicted model, not a curated record. Gene Ontology annotation, biological process: positive regulation of transcription by RNA polymerase II. Lineage: Eukaryota; Fungi; Ascomycota; Saccharomycetes; Saccharomycetales; Saccharomycetaceae. The coding region runs from base 1 to 666 and encodes 221 amino acids. The transcript has a single exon.
AUGUCCGACACAGGCGUUGACGACAAGGAGCUGAGCGCCGGCCCACAGCCGCAGCCGCAGCAGAAGGAGCGCCGCAAGAUCGAGAUCAAGUUCAUCCAGGACAAGACCAGACGGCACAUCACCUUCUCCAAGCGCAAGCAUGGGAUCAUGAAAAAGGCGUACGAGCUGUCCGUGCUCACGGGCACGCAGGUGCUGUUGCUGGUGGUCUCUGAGACCGGGCUCGUGUACACGUUCACCACGCCCAAGUUUCAGCCCAUCGUGACGCAGCCCGAGGGCAAGAACCUCAUCCAGGCGUGUCUGAACGCGCCCGAGGAAGACGAAGACGCUGAGGAGGAGGAAGACGACGACGAAGACGCGGACGACGACGACGACGCCGCGAAGCUCCCAUCCGCCCACCAGCAGGUGCCCAUGGCGGGCGCGCCGCCCCAGCAGCACGGCCAGCAGCCGCACCAGCAGCAGCAGCAGCAGGUCCAGCAGCACGCCCACGCCCACGCCCACGCACACGCCCAGCAGCACCCACACCAGCAGCAACAGCAGCAACAGCCGCCGCAGGCGGCUGCCGCUGCGGCGUACGGCAACCCGGCCGCGGCGUACCUCAGCGCGGACCAGGCCGCCGUGUACCAGCAGUACUUCAACGGCGUGAACCCACAGCAGGGCCAGUACUAA